AAUUUGCCCAGGGGGCGGUUAAAAGUCAACCACAUUGCUAUGGGUCUGGAGUCACAUGUACAGCCACCUGAAAUUUUGGGAACUGACCUUCAGGAGCAGGUCCUUCCUCUAUAAACAGGUGAGGAGAAUGACAGGGGCUCUGGUAGCAGUGGGGCAGGGCAAGCUAAUGCCCCGACAUAUUGCUGAUCUGCUCGAGAUGCAGGAUUCCAGGGCUUAUCCACCAAAUAUUAUAGCCCCACCUGAUGGCCUGUUUUUGAAGAAUGUGGAAUACAACACAAAGGAUCUUGAAGUGGAAGAAAGCGUAAUUCAGUGAUUGUGGAUGGGUCUGUGGGUUUGGUACAGUAUCUUGGAACAGACUUUAGGCUCCAAAGCAGCUGAGAAAUGGGGGAAAAAAAGACUUGCAUUUAAAUUGCAUUUUUCACAAUCUCCAGAAGUCUUGAACUGCUUUACAGCUAAGUAUUUUUGAAGUGCGGCCACCGUUGUAAUGUUGGAAAUGUGGCAGCUAAUUUGUGCUCAGCCUUGCCCCACAAACAGCAAUGUGAUAAUGGCCAAAUAAUCUGUACUUUUGUGGUGUUGAUUGAGGGAAAAAUAUUGGCUAUGUCACCAGGAAGAACUUCCUUCUCAGCUGCUAUUGGAUCUUUCACAUCGAUCUAAGAGAUUGAAUUGGACGUCAGUUUAAUGUCACUUCUAACAGAUGACACGUUUGAUUAUGCAGCACACCCUCAGUACUGUAAUUUUCGAUAUUUUGUUAAAGCUCUGGAGUGACACUUGAACGCAAGGUGACAGUAACCAAUGGAGCCAGACCUGACACUCAAAAAUGACAAUUAUUGACAAGAAGAAUUGGGUUAAUGGUGUAAAGACUUGUGUAUAUUGUGUCAACAAUCCCAAAUAUGUUACAAACUGUGUAGAAACAACAUGUUGGAUAAAGACCAUUUUUUAUUAAAUAUGGAGACUGCCAAUCAAAA
This is a messenger RNA of Rhincodon typus (whale shark), 965 nucleotides long. Its product is annotated as tRNA pseudouridine synthase-like 1. The transcript has 4 exons. The record is from RefSeq and is a predicted model, not a curated record. The coding region runs from base 56 to 313 and encodes 85 amino acids. Lineage: Eukaryota; Metazoa; Chordata; Chondrichthyes; Orectolobiformes; Rhincodontidae. Gene Ontology annotation, molecular function: pseudouridine synthase activity; RNA binding. Gene Ontology annotation, biological process: tRNA pseudouridine synthesis.